AUGGUUACCAUUGCCAUCGUCGUGAUCAUGAUCAUCACGGUCAUUGUCACCAUGAUCACCAUGGUAACCAUUGUUGUCAUCGUGGUCAUGGUGAUCAUGGUCACCAUGGUCACCAUGGUUACCACCAUCGUCAUCGUGAUCACCGCGAUCUCCAUUGUCAUCACCGUGAUCAUGGUUAUCAUCAUCACCAUGGUUACCAAGGAGGUGGAGGAGGAGGUGGAGGAGGUGGAGGAGGAGGAGGUGGAGGGAUCGUCUGGGGACGAGUCUGUCUUCACCGAUUCGAUCCGAGAACCGCCUGGCGAUCUAAGACACCAAGGCAAGGUGCACGCGGCGGUGGCUGGGCGGCCGCGCGGCGGUGGUGGCGGUGGUGGUGGCGGCGGUGGUGGUGGUGGCGGUGGUGGCGGCUACUACUCAUCGGACAGCGCCGGCAGCGGCAGCUUCAGCGCAAAUCUUGGGUUCAAGUACCGUCCCUCGAAGCGUCCGAAAGCCAAGCCCUCCCUCGAUGACCUGCCCCUCCCCCCCGCCCCUCCCCCACCGGUGGGCACGUGCCCCCCAAUGAUGACGACGACGGCGAUGGUGGUGGUGGGCGGAGUGGGGGGCUCCCUGGAGCGAGGCGGUGGGUGCGGUGACGAUGGCGAGCGGAGCCUGGAGGGGCAUUGCGGAGCCCCCGCGGACAAACUCUACGGCCUGCACGAAGCUCCACCUUACUCCCGGCCAAACUUCCCUGGUGGUGGUGGUGGCUACGGUAGUGGUGGUGGCUACGGUGGUGGUGACUACGGUGGUGGCUACGGUGGUGGUGGUGGUGACUACGGUGGUGGCUACGGUGGUGGCUACGGUGGUGGCGGUGCCACCCCAGGUUUCGGCGCGGGACCGAUGAUGGGGCCUCGGCGGGCACCGUCCGGGAGGUCGUGUGGGCACGCCGACGCUGACGCCGACUUUGUGGAGGUCGCGGAUGAGACCCACGCCGGCAAGCUGUGCUACGCCGACAUGAGGUGAAGCUUCUUGCCGUUUCGUCGUGACGACGUUUUCUAAGAAACUGACCCCCAUCUCCCCCCCCCCCCACCAUAGCCCCCCC
Messenger RNA from Lethenteron reissneri (Far Eastern brook lamprey), 1075 nucleotides. Its product is annotated as loricrin-like. The record is from RefSeq and is a predicted model, not a curated record. NCBI's taxonomy places the organism in Eukaryota, Metazoa, Chordata, Hyperoartia, Petromyzontiformes, Petromyzontidae.